Messenger RNA from Manis javanica (Malayan pangolin), 1384 nucleotides. It is a transcript of the gene CTHRC1, whose product is annotated as collagen triple helix repeat containing 1. NCBI's taxonomy places the organism in Eukaryota, Metazoa, Chordata, Mammalia, Pholidota, Manidae. The record is from RefSeq and is a predicted model, not a curated record.
GGACGGAAACUCCGGGGUCCGGGGGAGCGGGAGGGAGGCGUGCGGGCGAAAGGCGCAUUGCUGCAGCCUGCGGCGGCCUCGGAGCGCGGCGGGGCUCGGCUCUGAUCCCGUCCGCGCCUGGUCUCCUCCUCCUCCCGCGACUCCGCGCGCCAUGCGCCCCCAGAGCCCCGCCGCCUGCCCGCCGCGGCUCCUCGGCCUCCUGCUGUGUCUGCUGCUGCAGCUGCGGGCGCCGUCCAGCGCCUCCGAGCUUCCCAAGGGGAAGCAAAAGGCGCUGCUCCGGCAGAGGGAGGUGGUGGACCUGGAAAAUAGCAGUGUGGAAAGUCAUGACAAAAAUCAUUUAUCAAAACAAAGAUCAAAUUGGGGAUGUGAGAAGCAAAUUGUUUGGCAGUAUAAUGGAAUGUGCUUACAAGGGCCCGUGGGGGUGCCAGGACGAGAUGGCAGUCCUGGGGCCAAUGGCAUUCCUGGUACCCCUGGAAUCCCAGGUCGGGAUGGAUUCAAAGGAGAAAAGGGGGAAUGCCUGAGGGAGACCUUUGAAGAGUCCUGGACACCUAAUUACAAGCAGUGUUCAUGGAGUUCACUGAAUUAUGGCAUCGAUCUUGGGAAAAUUGCAGAGUGUACAUUUACAAAGAUGCGUUCGAACAGCGCUCUAAGAGUUUUGUUUAGUGGCUCACUUCGGUUAAAAUGCAGAAAUGCGUGCUGUCAGCGUUGGUAUUUCACAUUCAAUGGAGCUGAAUGUUCAGGACCUCUUCCCAUUGAAGCCAUAAUUUAUUUGGACCAAGGAAGCCCUGAACUGAAUUCAACAAUUAAUAUUCAUCGCACUUCUUCUGUUGAAGGGCUUUGUGAAGGAAUUGGUGCUGGAUUAGUGGAUAUUGCCAUCUGGGUUGGUACUUGCUCAGAUUACCCAAAAGGAGAUGCCUCUACUGGAUGGAAUUCAGUGUCUCGAAUCAUCAUUGAAGAACUACCAAAAUAAACUCUUUAAUUUUCAUUCCCUACCUCUUUUUUAUUUUACCUUUGAAUGGUUCAUUUUAGUGGCAUUUUAUAUAAUUAUGUAUACAUCAGAAAGAAAAACAAAGCUAAAUGUGUUUGCUGACCAAAGUGUGAUUUCACACAGUUUUUAAAUCUAAUAUUACUUUUACUCACUUUCUUUCAACCAAAAAUGUUUUUAGGACUUUGUAACUGAUUAGAAUAUUUUCUUCAUGUUACCAUUCCCUGAACCUAUAACUUGGAAUAUCCUUGUGGUCUGUAUUUUUCCUCUUCUCUUAGUAUAGCACGUUUGAAAACGUAAGAGCUGCCAGUCUUUAUACAAGUUGUAAAUGUCCAGAAUUGUUUUAUAUCUGUGAAAUAAAACUUAUUUCAAACAACUUUAUCUUCAACCCAACUGACA